Molecule: messenger RNA, 2049 nt
Organism: Peronospora matthiolae
Lineage: Eukaryota; Oomycota; Peronosporomycetes; Peronosporales; Peronosporaceae
Source: the annotation of a GenBank genome assembly
AUGUCGUCCAACAACACCUCGGCCAGUGUCUCCAUCGAUAAGUUCGAUGGGGACAACUACUCAACCUGGUGUCGCUACAUGCGCGGCGUGUUUCUGACGAAGUCAGUCUGGUACGUCGUGAACCGCGAAACGUCUCCAACCUUCACCGACACGCGAGCUUCCGACGAGUACGUCAAGGCGAGCAACAUCGCGUUCGGGUUGAUGUUGCUCCACAUGGACGCCGACUACCACCAUGUGGUCGACAACUGUGAAGAAGCAUGGACAGCGUGGUCGCGGUUGAAGAUGCUCUAUGGUGGGUCGCAGAAGGCGGGACGCAUCUACCUCAAGCGCCAGCUGUUCAGCAUCAAGAUGGCGGAAGGUGCCAACGUCUUGCACCAUUGCAACGAAGUCUUGAACAUCGGCGCCAAGCUCAGCAGCAUCGGUGCCAAGAUGGAAGACGAAGACAUUGCGAUCUGCUUGCUGCUCAGUCUCCCGAAGAGUUUCGAGAACGUGGUUCUGAACUUAGAGAUGAGCAAUGCAGAGCUGCGCACGCAAGAUGUGGUCAAGGUGCUGACUAACGAGCACAUCAAGCGACAAGGCGAGAAGAUGACAACGGCAACGACAACGGUGAAGACUGAAGAUGCGACAAAGGCAUUCAGUACCGAGCGCAAGCCCUACCAAUGCACAUACUGCGGCAAGGUGGGGCACACGGCAGAGCGUUGCUGGACGAAGCAAAAGGAUGAAAGUCGAGGAGCCCAACGCGGCGGCAAUGGUCGUGGACGCGGGGCAAACAAUGUCCAGUGGCGACAUUAUGAUGAAGGAAACAGCUACGAUCGAGUGGCGUUUGCAGUUUCGUUCGAAUGCGGAGUUUCGACGAACAAGAAUGGACCAGGAAUGUGGGCCGUUGACAGCGGGGCAACACAUCACAUCUGCCACGACAAGUUCAAGUUUGCAAGCUUGGUCGAAGGCAAUGAUGGCGAGAUCCUGGUGAUUCUGCCAAACGGGGAAGAGCGCGAGAUCGAGAUCAAGAACGCGCUCUAUGUGCCCAGCAUGAGCAAAAAUCUGCUCUCGGUGCCGCAGAUUAACAAGCACGGCAACUUCCAAGUGGUGUUUGACGGGAAUACGAUGUACGUCGCUCGCAAGGAUUCCAAUCAAGUGGUGGCAGCUGCGGAUCUUGUAGACGGACUCUACUGGCUUCGCACGACGCAGCGAUCGGCCAAUGCGACAUCACUCAGCAACGCUGUUGAUCUACAUGCGCGAAUGGGCCAUGCUCCAGUCGACGUGCUUCGCAGGAUGGUGACAAGCCACAUGAUCAAGGACGCUCACAUCCCUUCCAAGCCGAAUGGAUCAAGUGUGUGUCGAGGAUGCCAAGAAGGGAAGAUGGUCCAAAAACCAUUCCCGAGCAACCGUGACAAGCGCACCUACAACACCUUCGAGAUGCUCCACUUCGACAUCUGCGGACCCAUGGAAGAAAAAUCUCUGGGUGGCAGCAAGUAUCUGCUGCUGAUCGUGGAUGAAGCCAGCGGAUGCAUGAAGAGUUUUUGUCUGCAUUCCAAGUCAGAGAGCAAAGAGUGCAUCAAGAAGUACAUCACGAUGAUACAGACGCAGUUCAACAAGAAGGUCAAAUUUGUGCGACACGAUGGAGCCCGCGAGUUUGCGACGAACUCGCUUCAAGAUUUCUACGAAGUCGAAGGCAUCGAGCAACAAACCACGGUGCCAUACGCACAUCAAGCCAAUGGAACUGCUGAACGCGCGAUUCGAACUAUCGUCACCAUCGGUCGUAGCAUGCUCCAUCAUGCCAAGUUGGACAAGUGCUUCUGGGCUGAAGCGGCAAUGACGGCCGUCUAUGUGAAGAACCGUUUGCCGUCACCCAAGAUUCCACACAAGACACCGUUCGAGAUUGUCUACAAUUCUAAGCCAAGUGUCAAGCACAUGCGCGUUUUUGGGUGCCAAGCAUACAUCUUGACCCCGAAGGAGAAACGACUCAAGUGGGAUCCCAAGGCCCGGGCUGGAUUGUUUUUGGGCUACGAAGAAGUGUCCAAGGCUCGGCCUUUGGAAUGUCGAUGCUGA